GAUCAUAAUUGCUUCGAGAAAUUUGGUCCGUAGUAAUCCACUUUUGCUUGCUAUUCACAACCAGAACUUGAUGAAUAAUUUUCAUCGAGUUUGUUUCAAUCUCAUUUGAAGAAACGGUCUCGUCAUUUUUUUCAUAGAUCGCGGCAAAGUUCAAUCUUUGUUUACUCUUUUACUUGACUAAUGGUCUUUGACAUUACCCAUUGUUGUAUCAAAUUGUAUCGGUUUCAAUUUGACAAUUUACUCUUCACUAUGAUCUGUAAUUUUUUUCUCAUAUUUGCAAUUAGUUCACAAUUUAUACUUUGUCAAGAUGCUCCAAGGAUCACACCAUUUAAUUUUCCAACUAAUCCAAUGAUUGGGAGAUCAAUUCUUGUUUAUUGUUUGGCUGAAACUGGAACCCAACCAAUUAGAUAUCAAUGGUUACGAAACAAUCAGCCAAUUGAUGAGACUAAUAGCUUAGAGAAUGGAAUCAAACAAAUUGUAGAGCCAAUAACCAAUGCAUUCGGCUUGAUCAUUCAAUCAGUUGAAGCUAAACACUCUGGAAAUUACACUUGCUCAGCUUCCAAUUUGUUUGGUGAUGAUAAAUUUACAUCUCCAUUGAUUAUCAAAGGUCCACCAAUUUGGAUGAAUACAUCUAAUUCAGUGAUUGAUGUUCAACAUGAUCAACCAUUGAAUCUGUUUUGUUUGGCGGGAGGGUUUCCAAUACCAAUCAUUUCAUGGAAGAAGAUUGAUCAAAGUAAACCAACUAAUUCAUAACAUGGAAACAUUUCAUUAACCUUUUCAGAAUUACAAUUAUCCUUUGUGUUAUUACAGUUAAUCAUUUCAAUUGCCAUCGAAAUCGUCAAUUGUUUUGGAAAAAGUUAAAAAAAGUGACCAAGGGAUCUACGAAUGUACUGCUUCGAAUGAUUUAGGAACGAUAACCAAGCAAAUCAAA
Messenger RNA from Panonychus citri (citrus red mite), 931 nucleotides. RefSeq names its product cell adhesion molecule Dscam2-like. Gene Ontology annotation, cellular component: plasma membrane; axon. NCBI's taxonomy places the organism in Eukaryota, Metazoa, Arthropoda, Arachnida, Trombidiformes, Tetranychidae. Gene Ontology annotation, biological process: homophilic cell-cell adhesion; dendrite self-avoidance; axon guidance. Bases 181 to 753 code for a protein of 190 amino acids. Gene Ontology annotation, molecular function: cell-cell adhesion mediator activity. The transcript has 3 exons. The record is from RefSeq and is a predicted model, not a curated record.